UAAGCAACGAUGUUUUCAUUUUAUGAUUAACAACUUGUGUCUUGAUAGCAUUCCAUCAUAGUCGAUCCCUUAUAGCUUUGAUGAAACUUGAUUUCAUCAAACAACCGAAUAUCAGUUGAUACAAAAUCUCAGAACAAAAUGCCUACCGAUCAAUACUUUAGCAAGCUCCCUGCUUUCCCUAGUGAUGUCCCUAUCGCGAAGCUCAAUCGAUUGUCAUAUGCCAAACUUUUGACUGGAGAUGAGGUUGAAUCGGAGGCUCUUUUUGAAGCCUCACGAACAUUGGGCUUUUUCUUGCUCGAUUUCAGCACUUGCGUUGAAGGUCAAAACUUCCUUCAGCGUGCUGAGCGCAUGUUUGAGAUCAACGAGGAUGUCAAUAAUCUGGAACAAGACGAGUUGAUGAAAUAUGCUUACAGGCCACCACACCAUCUCUUCGGGUAUAAACAUCUCGGAAAUCUCAAAAUUGAAGACGGCAGACCGGAUCGCGUUGAAUUCUACAAUGUCGGACAAGAUGACAUGACUGGAGUUUCGGCGACACUUCCAAAUCCUCCAUUGAUUGAAGAAAACCGGUCGGAUAUCAAAGCAUACAUGCAGCAGGCGCAUGUGGUGACCGAUUUAAUUUGCGAUAUUCUAGAUAGCCAACUACGACUCCCUAAAGGCACACUUUCCUCACUUCAGCCGCAGGGUCGUCCCUCCGGCACGUCACUCCGGAUGCUUCGGUAUCCACCACAGCCUGAAGGGGACCGUCGCACAAGUCUUCUUGGCCAUACCGACCUUGGAUCUUUGACGAUUCUAUUCAAUACCAUUGGGGGACUGCAAAUACUCCCAGCUGGUGCCGAUGCCAAGGACGAUGAUAGCUGGGUGUAUGUUCAACCCCAGCCUAACUGUGCGAUUGUUAACCUGGGCGACGCCAUGGUUGAAUGGAGUGCAGGUAUUUUGCGUAGUAACUUGCAUCGUGUGACUUUUGCUCCAGGUGAUCAGAGUAAGUCUAUUCGCUACAGUCUGGCAUAUUUGGUUCGGCCAUUCGGGGAUGCGCCAAUGAAGAGACUAGCUGGAGGCGAUAGCAUAAUCCCGCCUCUGGAAGAAGGUGAAGAGGACACAACAAUGACUGCGAGAGAGUGGGAGUCACAUAGAGCAGUGGCAAUCAAGGCUGGGAAGGACAAUGCUCGAAGUAGAGGGGGGAGAGACAUAAAAGUACCUGCAAAAAAAGCUGCUGCGACUGGACUUUUGCAAGCAGUGAAUUAAUAAGCAUAGGUGUAUCUGCAACUAGCUAAGUGUGGUUAAACAAGUAGUAUUUGCUCAUAGCUUUUGAUCAUUGAAAAAGACGGAAUAUUAUUAAUUG
Talaromyces proteolyticus is the source of this 1339-nucleotide messenger RNA. RefSeq lists its product as uncharacterized. Lineage: Eukaryota; Fungi; Ascomycota; Eurotiomycetes; Eurotiales; Trichocomaceae. The transcript has 2 exons. Gene Ontology annotation, molecular function: dioxygenase activity. Bases 139 to 1242 code for a protein of 367 amino acids. The record is from RefSeq and is a predicted model, not a curated record.